CACCUGAUUGAGUUUGAAGGCCAUUCAAGGUUCGGCAUCUGGUGAAGUAAAAACUGAAGGACUGGAAUCUUAGCUAGCAAGCUUCAUUCAGCCAUAUUUUAAACUUUMCACCACAUAAAAGCUGCAUUUCUCCAUCAAUAAUGGAAGAGAAAUCAGAAAAACAAACAAGCUGUAUUUACGGGGGAAAGAAGAUUGCAGUUCUUUUGACUAUUGGAGUGCUGCUAAUAUUGGUUGCCGUCACUUGUUAUCCUCUGAUCGAUUCUUUGAUUCAGAACAAGAUCGAUUCAACUCUGGCGUUGAAGCCUGGCUCAGAUAGCUUCAAACAGUGGAGGGCACCAAAAGUUUCGAUUUAYCUUCAGUUUUUUAUUUUCCAUGUUGUUAAUUAUGAAGAAGCAUCGCUUGGUUUACCUCCUUAUGUUGUGCAAAAAGGACCUUACUCGUACAAGGAGUACAGACGAAAGGACAACAUUACUUGGCACGAUGAGAACUCUACUGUGUCUUACAAUGAGAGGCAGUGGUUUGUGUUCGACCCAGAUACCUCUUGUGCAAAAUGUGAUCCUGUUAGAGAUGUUAUAGUAAACGUGAAUAUUCCCUUAAUCGCGAUUGCUAAUCUAGUGAAGAACUUCCCAGAUUUCUUASGCUGGAAAGAGCUGUUAUCUUUGAUAUUGGGCAAUUUCAAUGAAACGCUUUUCGAAAAUAGAACAGUACAGGAACUUUUGUGGGGAUACGAUGAUCCUUUUCUUGCAGAAUACGCUAAGUUGAGGAAAAAGCUCMAUCUCACUAGUAUUCUUCCAGAUGUCGAUCCUCUCAUAGCUUUGCAAAAGAAUGAUACUUAUUCAGGAUUCACAAMAGUCCACACUGGAGUGAAAGAUAUAAACUUGAUAACUAAAUGGACGGAAUGGAAGGGAAAACCAGAUGUGGGUGUAUGGAACACGACCUACGCCAACAUGCUAAAUGGCAGCGAUGGUACUCAGUUUCCUCCGCAACAGUCAACUGAUAGUACACUCUAUGUUUUCGUAACUCAGCUUUGCCGUUCAUUAUACUUGACAUAUAAUAAACAAAUAGCAAUUCACGGAAUUGAUACUUUGCAGUUCACGACUCCAAAAGAGCUUUACUUAAAUGCCUCAAUGAAUCCAAAAAACAAGGCAUUUUGUACAAAGGAGUGUUACCCAACUGGAAUAUUAGACAUUGGUGUGUGUCAGGAUGCACCCAUAACAAUCCCAUUGUUUGUGUCUGCACCACAUUUUUAUCUUGGAGAUAAGUCUCUCACAAAUAAUGUGAAAGGUCUCUCUCCGAAUGAAAAAGACCAUGGAACAUUCCUGGACGUUGAGCCACACCUUGGUGUACCGCUUAAAAGCAGCAAGCGACUCCAGAUCAAUGCUCUCAUUGAACCAGUCGACGACAUUAAACAAACUCAGAACCUUCACAAGUUAUUCCUUCCUGUCAUGUUUAUUAAUGAGACAGCCACCAUUGAUAAUAGUCAGGCGCAAAUGAUCAAAGACAAAGUGUUGAUGCCAUUCACAGUUGUUCAUGGUGUGGAGAUAGGACUGGUUGUUCUUGGGGGCGUGCUUUGUUUGGCAGGAUUGAUUUUAUUGGUGCUUUUGAUUGACAGAAAUAGGAAACUCAAACAGGUGAAAAACAUACUAUCAAACCCUGAUGAAAACUCACCUCUUGUAGUCAGCACUUAGUAACAUCAUCUAGAUUAUGAUCUUUUAGUUUAAUAUUAUUAAAAGAUCAUWUCUAUAUUUAAAAAAUGUCAAAAAGGCUAAGCUGAG
Messenger RNA from Actinia tenebrosa (Australian red waratah sea anemone), 1775 nucleotides. Its product is annotated as lysosome membrane protein 2. Gene Ontology annotation, cellular component: cytoplasm; membrane. Gene Ontology annotation, molecular function: scavenger receptor activity. The record is from RefSeq and is a predicted model, not a curated record. Lineage: Eukaryota; Metazoa; Cnidaria; Anthozoa; Actiniaria; Actiniidae.